Molecule: messenger RNA, 4748 nt
Organism: Arabidopsis arenosa
Lineage: Eukaryota; Viridiplantae; Streptophyta; Magnoliopsida; Brassicales; Brassicaceae
Source: the annotation of a GenBank genome assembly
GUCUCCGCUGCUACCUUAAUCAGCGAGCUUCUUCCGGUGGAAUUAUCUUCGGACAGGAAUCGGGAGAUUCUAAUUGGGUCUCUGGGUUGGAUUGGAUUACGUAAUUCUGUUGGGUGUUCCUAUUUCGCGUUCAAAAUUAGGGUUUAUAGAGGUCUCGCCUAUGGCUCCUGGGCGUAAAAGAGGAGCGAGCAAGGCCAAGACCAAAGGGCAGUUGAUUCUCGGUGAUCUGGUUCUUGCCAAAGUCAAAGGCUUCCCUGCUUGGCCUGCCAAGAUCAGCCGGCCUGAAGAUUGGGAUCGUGCGCCAGACCCAAAGAAAUACUUUGUUCAGUUCUUUGGAACAGAGGAAAUAGCUUUUGUUGCGCCGCCUGAUAUCCAAGCCUUCACUAGUGAGGCAAAGAGCAAACUAUUAGCAAGAUGUCAAGGUAAAACAGUCAAGUACUUUGCACAAGCUGUAGAGCAAAUUUGCACUGCAUUUGAAGAGUUGCAGAAUCACAAGUCAAAUGUUUUGGGCGAUGAGGAUCCUCUGGAUGCUGCUGAACCUGGUUUGACAAAGGCUGAGAGAGUGGAUGGAACAGAUCAUAUUGUCAUCGAGUCUGAUGGAACUAAUAACUUUGAUUCUAGGGUGGAUCCUUGCUUCCCCAAAUUAGAAAAGAAUAUUGGUGAAGAGACAAAGGCUGAGAUAGGGAAGCUAGAUUCAUCUUCAUUUCUGGAAUCAAAGAUCACAACCACAUUCUCUCGUAGUGAGUCACUGGAGCAUGGUUCAUAUGACCCUAGAAUAAAGGAAGAAGAUUUUGAUAAAGGAACUGACGGUAGUGCUUGCAUUGAACAUUUUGGUAAUGGCCAAAAGAAGCUGGCCAAUGGUAAGAGAAUUAAGAAGGAAGCUGGUGGCUCUGAUAUUAAAGGUGAAGAUACAGUUCAUAGAGACAGAAGCAAUAACUCACAUGUGCCCGGUGGUCGAACUGCCAGUGGUAACUCUGAUUCCAAAAAGUUGAAAGGUCUGUUGACAGAGAAAUCUAGCUCCAAAGUGUCGGCUGGCAAGCAUGAAAAUUCACCUGGCUUCAAGGGUGGGGUUUCCCGUAAGAAAAGGAGGCUUGAAAGUGAACUAGGAAAGGUUGCACCAAGAGUAGAUGAAAGUUCACGAGCUGCUAAAAAGCCUCGAUGUGAAAGUGCAGCAGACAAGAAAGAAAAGUGUGAAAUUGAUGAUGGAUCUGAUUCUACUGGGACUGUAUCAGAUAUUAAGCGUGAAAUUGUUUUAGGAUUAAGUGCUCGCGGUGGAAAUUUACAAUAUGAUAAAGAAGUAGUUGCAUAUACAAAGCGCCGGAGACAAACAAUGGAGCAUGCCAUCUCUCCUUCUUUUUCUGGGUCUCGUGAUAAAUCCGGGAAAGGUCAUCUGGAACAGAAAGACCGUUCCUCUCCUGUUAGUAAUGUUAAGGCUCCAGCUGCACAGUCGCUGAAAAAACGGAGGGCUGUUUGUAUCUAUGACGAAGAUGAUGAUGAAGAUCCAAAAACUCCAUUACAUGGCAGACCAGCCAUUGUUCCCAAAGCAACAUCAGUUUUGGCUGGUGGUCCUAAAAGUGCUACUCUGUGUCAAAGUACUUCUACCAAAGGUAAGAUGUCUGCUGGAUCUACAGAGAAUACUGAACUAAGGAAGUUCCCUCUGCGUAAACAUUGUGAGGAUGCAUCACGUGUAUUACCAGGCAAUGUGGAGAAUUCGACUAACAGCUUACCCACGGUAAAACCCAUCAAUGAAUUGCCGCCAAAGGAUGUCAAACAGAUCUUGCGAUCUCCGAAGAUGUCCCCCCAGCUGGUUUUAACUAACAAGCACGUUGCAGGACAGCAUAAACUUUUAAAAUCAUCUGUGAAAGUUUCUGAUGUUGUGAUGGCAAAGAAGCCUCAGAGUGAUUCUUGUAAGGAGACAGUUGCGGGAUCUGAUAAAAUAAGCUCUUCUCAGUCUCAGCCAGCAAAUCAGAGACACAAAGCAGCUUCAGUUGGAGAGAGGCCAACAGUUGUUUCAAAAGCUGCAUCACGUUUGAAUGACUCUGGUUCGAGAGACAUGUCUGAGGACUUGUCUGUUGGCAUGCUUGAUCUCAAUCGAGAAAAGUGGAGUGCUCCAUUUACCAGUGCAAAGACCCCAGAUUCGGCUGCAUCUAUGAAGGAUCUAAUUGCAGCUGCGCAGGCAAAAAGAAAACUCGCACAUUCACAAAACUCAAUUUUUGGGAAUUUGAACCCUAGUUUCUUGAGCAUCAGUGAUACACAGGUGAGGAGCCAUAGCCCAUUUAUGGUUCAGGAUGCUUCAGCUUCUGCUGCCAUCACAAUGCCAGUAGUUGUUCAAGGACAUCAACAAGGUUCUUCUCCGUCAAACCAUGGCCAUCAGUCCUCAUCAAGAAGUCAGAUUGAGACUGAUGAUAAUGAAGAGAGAAGACUUAGUUCAGGACAUAAGUCAGUUGGAGGUUCACUUAGUGGUAGCACUGAGGCUGCUGUUUCCCGGGAUGCUUUUGAAGGCAUGCUAGAGACCUUAUCAAGAACUAGGGAAAGUAUUGGACGUGCAACUCGCCUAGCAAUUGAUUGUGCCAAGUAUGGGCUUGCUAGUGAGGUGGUGGAACUUCUCAUACGAAAGUUGGAAAGUGAAUCUCACUUCUAUCGUAAAGUGGACUUGUUCUUUCUCGUUGACUCUAUCACCCAGUAUUCGCACAGCCAAAAAGGUAUUGCUGGUGCUUCUUACGUUCCUACUGUGCAAGCUGCUUUGCCACGUCUUUUAGGUGCCGCUGCUCCUCCAGGGACUGGUGCUAGUGAUAACCGCCGUAAAUGUCUGAAGGUUCUGAAGUUGUGGCUUGAAAGGAAAGUUUUCCCUGAAUCUCUUCUGCGGCGUUAUAUUGAUGAUAUUAGAGCUUCUGGUGAUGACGCAACUGUUGGAUUUUCCCUGCGACGUCCUUCUAGAUCUGAGCGCGCUGUAGAUGAUCCUAUCAGGGAAAUGGAAGGGAUGCUUGUUGAUGAGUAUGGCAGCAAUGCAACAUUUCAGCUGCCUGGGUUUUUUUCAUCUCAUAAUUUUGAAGAUGAUGAAGAAGAUGACGAUCUUCCAACGUCACAAAAAGCAAAAAGCACAUCUGCGGGGGAGCGUAACAAUGUUUUAGACGACCUGGAAAUACAAGAUAUUUCGAGUGAUAAAUGCCAUCGAGUUUUGGAGGAUGUAGAUCAUGAACUGGAAAUGGAAGAUGUAUCUGGCCAGCGGAAAGAUGUAGCACCUUCCUCUUUGUGUGAGAAUGAGACAAAGGAGCAGUCACUGGAAGUUAUGGAACCAGUUGCAGAAAAAUCAACUGAGGUCAAUCCUCUUCCAGAGGAUACUCCUCCGCUACCUCACGAAUCACCUCCGUCUACCCCUCCUCUACCACCUUCUCCCCCACCUCCAUCCCCUCCUCCUCCGCCGUCAUCUCCGCCUCCAUUACUGCCACCACCGCCCCCCGCAGCGCACUUCCCACCUCAGUCUCAGCCUCCACCACCACCGCCCCUUUCACCUCCGCCUUCACCGCCGCCUCCACCUCCACCUCCUUCACAAUCUAUAGCUUUUUCAGCAUCAUUAACAACUCAACAAUCCAUAGCUGGCCACCAUCAGUUACCAUUUCAACCAGGAUUUCCUCCCCCAGCAUAUCCUCUAUCGCAUCAAACAUACCCAGGAUCUAUGCAGCAAGACCGCUGUAGUAUUUUCACUGGUGAUCAAAUUGUCCAAGGGCCUGGAAAUUCUUCACGUGGAAGUCAUGUUGAGGGUGCUGGAAAACCCGAAUAUUUUGUGCAACAGUCAUCUAGUUUUUCACCAGCAGGAGUGUGCAGCUCCAGGGAACCUUCAUCAUUUACUUCCUCCAGACAACUAGAAUUUGGGAGCAGCGAUGUACUUUUUAAUCCUGAUGCUUCUUCACAGAACCAUCGGUUUCAGCCGAGCACCCCUCUAUCCCAAAGACCUAUGGUUAGGCUGCCUUCAGCACCGUCCAGUCAUUUUUCGUAUCCAAGCCAUGUUCAAUCACAAUCUCAGCAUUCCUACACUCAUCCUUACUCUUUCCCACCUCAACGUGAUGAUGGACGGCGAUACAGAAAUGAGGAACCAUGGCGGAUUCCUUCAAGUGGACAUAGUGCAGAAAAUCAGAGUGGUGCCUGGAUACGUGGAAGAAAUUCACAUCCAGGCCUUCCUAGAGUCACAGAUGGUUUCUUUCGGCCACCUCCAGAACGUCCACCUUCAGGGACAAUGAACUAUCAACCUUCUGCUGCUAGUAACUUACAAGCUGCCCCUGCAAUUCCAGGUCAUGCUGCUCCCCAGAUGCUACCAUCUCGGCCAGAUAUACCUACCGUGAAUUGUUGGAGGCCAGCUUGAAGUGAAUGUAAAAUUUUGUUGGUCUGCUCCUGUUAGUAUCAAUGGAAAAGAAGCUGCUAGUCUCAUUAACAAGGUUAUUCCUCUAGGUUUGAUUUUCUAAAUACUAAAGUCAAGUCUUUUAUCAGUGUUGUCAUCAGACAGUUACAGUUAUACUACUUUCUCUUCCAUGGAGGACUUUUUCGGAUAUAUCCACUUCCAGAGGCACAAAAACUACUGCAGGCUUUUGCCAGGAUUCUGUAUAGUGUAUUUUUUCCUGACAAAUGUAUCUGUGGAUCAUAUUCUUAACAGUAUAGGUUCCUGUUUUUUUAUGGUUAGUACUUCAGUUCCUGUAAUUAUGCCAAUCACAAUGUGCUCAAAGCUUUUACUGGAAUGAAAUUUGAACUUCAUA